Molecule: messenger RNA, 321 nt
Organism: Macroventuria anomochaeta
Lineage: Eukaryota; Fungi; Ascomycota; Dothideomycetes; Pleosporales; Didymellaceae
Product: polysaccharide lyase family 3 protein
Exons: 2
Coding region: 1-321 (106 amino acids)
Cellular component (GO): extracellular region
Molecular function (GO): pectate lyase activity
Source: RefSeq, a predicted model, not a curated record
AUGUCUAUCGCAUCGACGAUCAGCCUCGAGGUCGAGUAUCAGACAGGUAGGUCGGCUCCUCACAAGUGCACCAUCUGUGAGCUGCCCGGCUACAGCGAAAUGGACUGUAUCUUCGUUCUGAAGUCUAUCGAGGGCAACUGCUCCAAGCAAUACACGCGCAAAAGCUCCUUUACUAGCAUCAAGGUCGUGUCUGGCAAGUUGGUUGCUGGAGUGAAUGGCAACGAGGCAGAUUCGACGACGAUCAAGGAUUCUUGUCUGAUUGAUGCGAAGUUUUGCGAUGUGUACAAGGGGUUACGAGUGGUGAGCCAACGAAGGCGCUGA